This is a messenger RNA of Juglans microcarpa x Juglans regia, 774 nucleotides long. RefSeq lists its product as uncharacterized. The transcript has a single exon. Gene Ontology annotation, molecular function: catalytic activity. The record is from RefSeq and is a predicted model, not a curated record. The coding region runs from base 1 to 774 and encodes 257 amino acids. NCBI's taxonomy places the organism in Eukaryota, Viridiplantae, Streptophyta, Magnoliopsida, Fagales, Juglandaceae.
AUGGAAAGACUUAAAUAUAGACUGGGUUUUGAGAAUUGUUUGGCAGUGGGUUGUAAGGGGAGAAGUGGUGGGAUGGCCCUAUACUGGAAAAAAGAGAUUGAUGUGGUUGUUAAGAACUUUUCGCGAAGCCAUAUUCAUGCCUCUAUUCAUGACACCAGGGAUGAAGGGGAGACAUGGUUUCUUACUGGGAUAUAUGGGCAACCUGAGGCUCAUAGGAGGCAUGAAACUUGGGAUCUCAUUAGAUCUUUGAAGAUGCCAAGUGAUCAAGGAUGGCUUUUGAUGGGUGAUUUCAAUGAGGUUUUGAGUAACCAAGAGAAAAGUGGGGGGAGGGAUAGAUCAGACAUGCAGAUGCAAGAUUUUCGAGUUGUAGUUGAUGAGUGUGAGCUAUUAGAUUUAGGGUUCCAGGGUACUCCAUUUACGUGGUGCAAUAAUAGAGAAACUGAUCACAGUAUCAGUGAGAGACUUGAUAGAUGCUUGGCUAAUCUUAAGUGGAAGGCGUUAUUUCCAAUGGUUAAAGUCAUUCAUGGCAAUGCAGCUUAUUCAGAUCAUAUUCCCAUUAAGUUACAGUUGCAGUCUAAUGAGUUUCUGAGGAAAGGAAGAAAACCAUUUCACUUUGAGGCAAUGUGGGUGGAGGACAAGAAUUGUCAAGAGAUUAUUAAGAUUGCUUGGGUGGACAGUGCUGGAGAAAGAACAAUGGAGGGGGUGAUGAAACAGAUUAAUAGGUGUGGUGAAAAGCUAGAGAGGUGGAACAAAAAUAGCUUUGGGCAUGUGUAG